AUGGGACGUACAAUUCUUCUACCAGUAGAUCCAAGUGAAAACUGCAAACAUGCACUGAAAUUUUACAUCGACCAUUUCUUCAAUAAAGAAGACACUCUCAUUUUCCUCCACGUUAUUGAUCAAGUAUCCAAAAGGAAUGCUGAGGAGGAGAGGGAGGAAGAAUUUGAGGAUAAUUCCUUUCAAAAUCCAACAACUAAUAAGAUUUUGGAUAAUGGGAAAGCCCUGGCUCACAAAUAUCUCGCUUGGGGAAGAGACGCUGGUAUCAAAGUAAAAGCGUUCGUUCGAUCCGAUCCAAAAGCUGGGGCUGCGAUCUUGAAUGUCGCAAAGGAACUUGAUGUGGAUCAUAUCAUAGUGGCCAGCAGAGGACUGAAUGCCAUUGGCAGGACAUUCAAAGGCAGUGUGAGUACUUAUGUUGUACAUCAUUCCAAUGUCCCAGUUACAGUUGUUCCUUGCCCUGACACGGACAAACCCACAAGAGGAUUUCGUAGCCUUUCUUUGUAUUGA
Messenger RNA from Rodentolepis nana, 504 nucleotides. The record is from the annotation of a GenBank genome assembly. Lineage: Eukaryota; Metazoa; Platyhelminthes; Cestoda; Cyclophyllidea; Hymenolepididae.